Molecule: messenger RNA, 4079 nt
Organism: Corvus hawaiiensis (hawaiian crow)
Lineage: Eukaryota; Metazoa; Chordata; Aves; Passeriformes; Corvidae
Gene: VPREB3
Product: V-set pre-B cell surrogate light chain 3
Exons: 2
Coding region: 3338-3715 (125 amino acids)
Biological process (GO): immunoglobulin production; immune response
Source: RefSeq, a predicted model, not a curated record
GAGUCACCAGAGGAUAUUUUGGCCAUGAACUCUGACCAAGUUUGUCUCAAUUGAGAAAUCCCCAGGGCUGACACACGUCAGUAGUCAGAGCUGGGGAUCCAAGUCAAAUAGCAGAGGGAGCAAAGGCUUAGGACUGUGUGUGUCUGAUGGAUUCAGCCACGAGUGUCUGGGGUCAGGCCAAAGCAUCCAGCCAACUGGGUGAGGUCAGGGUAGGGGCUGCUCAUUUCUUCCCACAGAUACCUGCUGUCUGAAACUGAGAGCCAGGAUUUGAGUCAGGGAGCCCUUUCCACACAGCCUGGAACAGAGGAGCUCUGCUGGCAGCUGGCCCUUCUGCCCCAUGGCUCUUCUGGUUGUGUCUAGAUAAGCAGGGCCCCCUCCAGUGAUUUCCCAGAGCUGCCAGGCUGGGAACUCAUCUUCACAUCCAGCCUCCUUCCCUGUGAUUAACUCAGCUCUGCUGGAGUGGUUUUCCUCCAUGAUUCAAUGUAGGGGUAAUAGAGCUCCCUUUUUUUUUUUAAGGCAGGGGCAGUGCAGGAUGCUGCUGUGCCCUAGCAGAGCUCUCCUGCCUGUUUCCUAAGCACUGGGCAUUGCUGUGCACCUGCCUUGCCCCUUGUGGGGGGUGAUGAGGGUGGUCCAGGGGCUGGGCUGGCCCCAGGGCUGAGGCAGAGCUGGGGCUUUGCCCACAUACCUCCAAAUCUCACGGUGGGAAACAUGGUGCUCCUGUGCCUCUGGCAGGGCUGUGGUGCUGGGUCCCUUCCUGCAAGUGGUGGGAGCUGCUGGAGAGCCCAGGGCACAGGCUGUGUUUCCCACUGACACUGUUGUGGUUUCAGCAGCCAGAUCUCCCAGCAACAGUGAAUGGCCCCUGCAGAUUCUUGAGCCCCCUGCAGCUGCAGGGUAUGAGACAGGGGUAGAGCAGGGGCUGAGCUAAACAACAGCCUGUUGGUAAGGCUGACUGCUCCAUGUGGUCCCAGCUGCUCUGAAUUUCAGACUUUUUGUAGUCUUGUGGUGUUUCCUGCCCCCCAUUUGUCCUGCAGUUCAUUUGGGCUGUGGUGGUGCCACAUCUGCCCACCCUGCUCCUAAGCCCAGCACUGCUGCAAGGGCAGCCUGGCCUCCUCUGCGAAAUGACUGGAUCCCACUGGAAUAAUCAUCCUGAGAACUCUGCCUGUGCUGGUCCUACUCUGGAGAAGGAGGCAGUGGGGUUUUGCAGCCCCAUGAUGUACGUUGUCAUGUGCCAGCUGCAUCUUCUGUUUGGUGCCCAAAUGUUGCUGUGCAAGUGUUCCUGCAGCAAUGUGUCAGGGCCCUGUAGCAUCAUCUCCUUUUCCUGUGGAAAACAUAUGGGUGAAACCAUGUCCCUUGGGCUGCUCAGCAGAUGGGAAAGGCCUGAAUGGUGGGAACCAGUAACAACACUGAUGUGCUGUGUUAUCCAAUGCUCACUGCUCUGUGGACAAAUUCCCUUUCUCUGAAAUGCACCUCCUUGCAUGAGGAGAUGAUUUCCCUCUGUCUUGCUGGGUUUCAUUUUACAGUCAGUCUAAACCAUGGACUUGUCCUGCUCAGGGCUUGGGACAAGGUGUGUGUGUGUGUGACAUUGCUCACCUAGGACACGGAGGGAGACUCAUGUUCAUCUUGUCACCACCUUGCAGAAUUUGGGGAGUGCUGCUGGGUAACAGGUGGAGCUGUAUCUGCAGUGUGCUCGUACCUGCAAGAGCUCAGGGGCACAAAACACAAGCUGCUGAUACCUGCAGGGGCAGGAUUCCACAAGGCCAGAAGACACUACAGCAAAGCUCCAGCCUUGGAUGGGCUUUGGAGCUGGUCUCAUGCAGCUGUGGCUGCAUGACCUUGCUGCAGGCUGGCUCUAAUAAAUCUGAUAGAGCAGGUUUGCCCAGGUGGGCUCAGGUGGGACACAGCCAGGCUCUGCUGCAUGUGCCAGGACUGUGUGACACCACAUCCCCCUGGCAGGGGCACAACAGCCCUUGCUGCCCUGCAGUCCAGCUGUGCCAGGAACUGUGGGGCCCUAUCAGGUCUAACCAGCCCCUUGCUGCUGCAGGUGGGGCCCUGCUCAGUUAUAGCUGCUCUGAAUGACCCAGAACGCAGAAGAGAGAUGAGCCAUUGGGUGCACCAGAGCUCUGCAGGGUGGCACAGCAGAGCAAGAGUCCAGCUUCCUGCAUCAUGUCCUUGGGUGAUGGUAGUGCUUCCUCCUCAGGACCUGCCCAUGCCAGAGGCGCAGUGCUGGGGUGUUCCAAAAAGGCACGACUCUGCCUCAGAGCUCCAUUUUCCCUCAAAACCAGAGCACACACAGGGCAGUCACGUUGGGACCCACCUGCAACGUCUUUGGCUUAGGGUGCUGCAGCAGGGAGAAAGUGGGCUGUCCCUGGAUGGUGAUGAGGCGGCAUUGGUGGCAGCUGAGCCUGCCUGUGGAGGGCAAGAGGCACCCACCAGCUCUGGCACAUGAGAAGUGCCUGCUGACCACACUGCUGAGAAGGAUAGCCUGGGCUGGCGGCCAUGUGACACGGUGUCUCUGGGCCCUGUGACAGGUGCCACAGACAGGAGGGGCUUCACGCCCACUGAGCUGGUGGCCUUUGGCUGUAACGGUCUGCUGUCCUUCCGCACGAGGCAGCAGCUGUGCUGCAGCCAUCUCUGCACUGGUCCCUUGGGAAAUGUCUUCUGCCAGUGACCUCGGCAGCCACCCACCAUGGCUGCCCAUGGCUGCUGCUCCUGAGGCGGCCCUGGCGAAGAGGCAGCACCCUUGGCAGCUCCCAGCCCCUGCUGCAGGUUAUGCUGUGACCCAGACAAGCAGUUCCUGUCCGUGAUGGAGCUGCAUGGAGGGAGCAGCAACUUUCCUUAUGCUGCUUCUGUGAUGAGACAGCUGCUGGGGGAUUCUGGCACCUCCCAUCUUCCAUUCUCCCUGAUGACUCCCCGGCCUCUUGCCUCCCCAGAGCAUCCUUGGCAUGGUGUGGCUCAGGCUCCUGGCCUCUGGUGCACCUGGCAGCAGAGGGCCUGAGUGGGAGACACCAGAGAAACCUCUCUGCUCUUCCCAUCAGUGAAGAGAGAUGGUCAGUGAUGCUGCCCCAGUUCCCAGGGCAGAGGGUGCUGGGGUGGGCUGUGGGUGCGUUGGUGCAGCUGAAGGAAAGGGGCUGGGGUGAAGGUGGGUGCUGAGCAAUGCUCAGCUCUCACCCCCUCCCUGAAGCCCAGCUGCAGCAGAGCGAGCAGCCCUGGGGAGCUGAGUCCCUGAGCCCCCUGUGUCAUUUACAUACGUCCCACCAGUGCCUGCGGUACAGCAGCCUGGGUUUGUGUAGCACCCCAGACCCUCUCUGAAACAGCCUCCCUUCCUCUGCCUCCUGCCAUGGCCCUGGGCUUCAUGGUCCUGCUCCUGGUGGGGACGAUGGGCACAGCUUCCAGGGCUCAGCCCGUGCUGACCCAGCCAAACUCUGUGUUCGUGCUGCCUGGGCAGACGGCUCGGCUGUUCUGCACCCUGAGCCCCCAGUACAACAUCAGCCAGUUCGGCAUCUCCUGGUACCAGCAGCGCCCAGGGCACUCCCUGAGGUAUCUGCUCUAUUACAACUCCGAGCGAGACAAGCACAGGCCUGCCAAAAUUCCUGACCGCUUCUCUGCCACCAAAGACCUCGCCAGCAACGCCUGCAUCCUCACCAUCGCAUCCGCCUGCCAGGACGACAACGGCACCUAUUACUGUUCCCUGUCACCUGCCUUCAAAUGGUUCUAGAAAUGGAGAACAAAAGCUUUCUGCGCUUUUCUUGGCGACUCUGACGUGCUUUCAGCAGGGAGAGCAGCAGCCCUGGGAGAGACGGGAAAAGUCCCUCUUGCAUGCUUGAGCAGGCCCAGCAGCGCUGCCUCGUGCUGGGAAGUGCGGCAACCUCCUCUUUGUCCCCAGGCGUCCCCCAUAAGGCAUUAGACAGCCCGACACGGCAGGAGACCGGCCAGGCCUCCUGCUGCAGCGGGAGGAUGGAGGGCUCGGCUGUGGCCUGCCUUUCCCGGGCUCUUCCAGCACCUGGCACAAGGCAGCCUUGAUCCGGCUGGGGCUUCUGCAGAGUUUGGCUCACCUGGUAAUAAAGGUUAAUCUUCACCCA